Eruca vesicaria subsp. sativa (arugula) is the source of this 1066-nucleotide messenger RNA. The record is from the annotation of a GenBank genome assembly. NCBI's taxonomy places the organism in Eukaryota, Viridiplantae, Streptophyta, Magnoliopsida, Brassicales, Brassicaceae.
CAACAGACGAAACUUCGAGGAAACUUCAUUCUUUGUCUCUGUCUCUGCUUUAUUCAAAUCCUAUAACUUUAACAUUCGUAGCUAGUAAGCUACAUUCUAACAACUCUUCACCAUCUCUCCAUCUGUCAAAAUCUGAACAAAAAUCACUUCAGGUUCGAUCAAGAAAACCACGAACGAUGACUAAAGACAGGAAGAUCGGAAUCGCCAUGGAUUUCUCAGAGAGUAGCAAGAACGCACUCAAGUGGGCCAUCGACAACUUAGCUGACAAAGGAGACACACUUUACAUCAUCCACACGUUACCAACCUCUGACGCUGAGUCUCGUAACGCCCUUUGGAUCGAAUCCGGUUCUCCUCUCAUACCGUUGGUUGAGUUUAGGGAACCGAAGAUCAUGGAGCACUACGGUGUCAAGAUCGACAUCGCAUGUCUUGACAUGCUCGACACUGGUUCAAGGAAGAAAGAGGUGAAUGUAGUGACAAAACUAUACUGGGGUGAUGCAAGAGAGAAGCUGAUUGAUGCUGUUAAAGAACUCAAACUGGAUUCUAUUGUCAUGGGAAGCAGAGGACUCAGUGCCCUUCAAAGGAUAAUAAUGGGAAGCGUGAGCAGCUUUGUUAUCGACCACGCGCCUUGCCCUGUCACCAUUGUCAAGGAUAACUAAAAAGAGAUGUCUAUCUCAUUAUGUUCUACCAAAAAUAAUGUCGCAAUUUAUGAUUUUAAUAAUAAACCCUUUUUUAUUGGUUGUGUUUCUUCUAUUUGGAAUCAUAUCAAUGUAUGAAACUCCACAGUAGUUGUCGAACAAAAAAAACGGAGAGAUUUUUGUUAAACUUUUUUGUUUGUUUUUCUAAUUAUUUCAUGUAUUUUCAAUGUGAUUUUCUGGAACUUCUCCAUGCGAUCUUCACAUGAUCUUACGGUGGAUCGGCUAAACAAUUUCUAUAAGAUCCAAAAUAGUUUAAAUGAGCUCGUGCUAGAGAUUUCACAUGGAAAGUUGUAUGUCGUGUAGAGAGAUGUGUGUAAUGUGUUGUAUUGACAAUAUAAAUUAAAGGAGUACAAUAUAUAUACACAGAAGAG